UGGGGCGCUCCCCGUUCGGGGCGGAGUUUCGUCACGUGCCGGGAAGAAAGAGCCGGAGGCGCACAGGGCUCGGGGCGCGGGGCGGAGCGGCCAUGGCAGCUCCAGAGCCGCUGUCCCCAGCUGGGGGCGCAGGCGAGGAUGCGCCCGAUGAGGACGAGGAUGAAGCGGAGGCCGAGGACUCCGAGCGGCCAGGGGCAGCAGGCGGCGCGCGCGGCGGCGGUGGAGGUGGCGGCGGCGGGGCCGGGACGGCUUGUUGCAGCGGGCCUGGGGGCGCGCUCACCAGGCGCGCGGUCACGCUGCGGGUGCUCCUUAAAGACGCGCUGCUGGAGCCCGGCGCCGGGGUGCUGUCAAUCUACUAUCUGGGGAAAAAGUUCUUGGGAGACCUGCAGCCAGAUGGGAGGAUCGUGUGGCAGGAAACGGGCCAGGUGUUCAACUCACCCAGUGCCUGGGCCACCCAUUGCAAGAAGCUGGUGAACCCAGCCAAGAAGUCUGGCUGUGGCUGGGCCUCUGUCAAGUAUAAGGGCCAGAAACUGGACAAGUACAAGGCGGCCUGGCUCCGGCGAAACCAGCUCCAUGUGCCUGCAGCUGCCACCGAUGAGGUGCGUCCUUCAGCCUCCAUCAGCAAGCCCUCCCUGACUCACUGUCGGACAAGGAGUGCGCAGAGAGAGAGCCCGGCCAGCGAAGGGGAGGAGGAGGAGCUGCUGGAGGAAGAGGAGGAAGAGGUUCUGACAGGAGUCUCAGCAGAGGACAAGAGUCGGAGACCACAGGCGAAGGGCCUCUCUGAGCCUGUCCACCGGGAGGCCACGCCCCCAGGGAAACGGGUGGAAAACAAGACACGUGUGCCAGUGCGCUACUGCAUGCUGGGAAGUCGGGACUCUGCCAGGAACCCUCACACCCUUGUGGAAGUAACAUCCUUCGCAGCUAUCAACAAGUUCCAGCCAUUCAAUGUGGCCAUCUCCAGCAACGUGCUGCUCCUGCUGGACUUCCACAGCCACCUGACUCGCAGCCAGGUCGUGGGGUACCUGGGGGGCCGCUGGGACAUCAACAGUCAGAUGCUCACGGUGCUGAGAGCCUUCCCCUGUCGGAGUCGGCUGGGGGACGCCGAUACGGCAGCCACCAUCGAAGAGGAGAUCUACCAGAGCCUGCUUCUGCGGGGCCUGUCCCUGGUGGGCUGGUACCACAGCCACCCGCACAGCCCGGCGCUGCCGUCGCUGCAGGACAUCGACGCACAGAUGGACUACCAGCUGCGGCUGCAGGGCUCCAGCAACGGCUUUCAGCCCUGCCUCGCCCUGCUCUGCUCCCCUUACUACUCUGGCAACCCGGGGCCAGAGUCCAAGAUCUCGCCCUUCUGGGUGAUGCCGCCCCCUGAGCAAAGACCCAGUGACUAUGGCAUCCCCAUGGACGUGGAAAUGGCCUACGUCCAGGACAGCUUCCUGACUAAUGACGUCCUUCAUGAGAUGAUGCUGCUGGUGGAGUUCUACAAGAGCGCCCCUGACCUUGUCAGGUUCCAGGAGCCCUGGAACCAGGAGCACACCUACCUCGACAAGCUGAAGAUCUCCCUGGCCAGCAGGAUGCCCAAGGACCAGGGCCUGUGCCACGUGCUGGAGCAGGUUUACAGCGUCCUCAAGCAGGGGAGCUGAGGGCGCCAGCCUCCAAGGACCGGGGCGGCCCAGGGCGAGGGGAACGGGCCCCGGGCUCUGCCUGCGGCUGUGCCGCCCUGUCCCUGCAUGCCUGAGCUGCCUGGCAGCAGGGGCUCGCGUAAUAAAGGAGAGAAACAAGCAGCCCAGGUGCGUGCGUCACAGGUGCAGGAGGGACGUCACUCGGGCAGCCACGGCCAGCGGGGUGGGGGGCUCUCCCCGCCCGCACCAGUGACUGGCAACGACGGCCGUCCCUCCCAGGCCUGUAUGGGCGCCUCGUGCCCUCGUUGGAGACCCUCGGGAGGGCCCGCCCUGCACCACAACCAGGCAAAAGGCUGUAGAAAGAGACAUUUAAUACUUUUUAAAAAAAAUCAGGAUUACAUUUU
Molecule: messenger RNA, 2023 nt
Organism: Camelus dromedarius (Arabian camel)
Lineage: Eukaryota; Metazoa; Chordata; Mammalia; Artiodactyla; Camelidae
Gene: MPND
Product: MPN domain containing
Exons: 13
Coding region: 93-1640 (515 amino acids)
Molecular function (GO): metallopeptidase activity; protein binding
Source: RefSeq, a predicted model, not a curated record